Molecule: messenger RNA, 1326 nt
Organism: Adineta steineri
Lineage: Eukaryota; Metazoa; Rotifera; Eurotatoria; Adinetida; Adinetidae
Source: the annotation of a GenBank genome assembly
AUGAACAAUGCAUUGGCAGUUUUUCAAGAGAUAUCCUCUUUAAUUUCAUUGAAUAGUUUAUUUAAUAAAUCAAUAGAAAUAUAUGAUACAAUUAUAUCACUUGAUCAAACAAUAUUUACUCAAUUGGAAAAUCAAUUAUCUAAAUUAACUAUUGAAGAUAAUGAAAUAUUUUUAUCUGAAAAUGAUUAUUUAUCUUCUUUAUUACUAUUUCUUCUCGAACAUAUUCCAAUUGAAAUCAAUCUUAAUUUAUUAACAUCAACUCAAACUGAUUAUCAUCAAAUAACUCCAUCAACAUCGAAAAUCUAUAAACCAGAUAUUAUUCCAAAAAAUCAAAACAUAGUUCGAUAUUCAUCCGAAUCACAACGAAUUCUUAAUCAUCUAUUUAAAUAUUUCCAAGUAAAAAAUUUAGAAGAAUUUCUUCUUUUAAAACAAAAUACUCAACCGAUUUAUCUUCAUUGUCUUCAUCAUCUAACACCAUUAUUAUUAAAAACUACAUAUAAUCAAUAUCCCAUUGCUAUUGAACUAUUUGUUCAUAUUAUUACAUCAAUGAAUCAAUCAUCUUUAUCGGAUAUAUUUGAUAUUAUAUUUCCUGUUUGUUUAAUAACACUAGAUGACCCAACAAUGGAUAUGAAAUUAAUUAGUCUUUAUUUAAUUGAUUAUUUACAAAAAAAUUGUACAACAACAGAAUUAUUAUUAUUCAAUCGAGCAAAUGUUAUUAUGUAUGGUCUCGAACAAAAUUUACAUCGUCGUGGUGAUAAGAUUAUAUUUUUUGAAUGUUUAUUAGCAACGACCUUUCGUUGGUUAAUAAUUCUUGAAAAUGAAAUUUAUGCUGGUAAACAUUUAUUUAUACGUACAAGUCAAUUUAUUGAAAGAUUUAUUCGUGAUAGUUUAUUAGAAAUUAAUAUUGAAUAUCGUCGUUCAUUAUUAAAAAUUUUACAACAUUAUAUAAAUCGUCUUGAAUUAUUUGCUCUUCGACAUUUAAAUCAUUUUCUUGAACUUAUUGAUGAUUCAAUCGAUAAUCGUUUAUUAAGAUAUGAUUCCUUACAAAUACUUUUAAUAAUUAUUCAAACACUUAAACCGAGAAUUAACAUUCAUCGAUUGAAUAUUAUGAAAAUAAUAAUUCGUUGUUUAUUUAAAAUUUUUCAUGAAGAUAAACAAAAUAUAUCAAUUAUAAAUCUUUUGAAAAAAUUAUUAAAAGAAUUUCAAUUAUCUACAAUGAAUAAUUACGUACAAGAUGCAUUUCAAUCAUUAAUUCAAACAUCUGAAUUAGAUUUAUCAUAUCGAGAAUAUUUACAAAAAUUUCUCGAUACUAUCGAAGACAUUUAA